Molecule: messenger RNA, 2265 nt
Organism: Closterium sp. Naga37s-1
Lineage: Eukaryota; Viridiplantae; Streptophyta; Zygnematophyceae; Desmidiales; Closteriaceae
Source: the annotation of a GenBank genome assembly
AUGUUGCGGCGGUUCUUCCACCGCCCCAACACCAACUCGUGCCUGUACCUCAUAAUCGGUUUCCAGCUGGGAUGGAUUUCCACCUCCUUCCUCCUCUCCCAGCACCAACUGCUCGCGCACCAGCAGCACGACCCUUCCCCCUUCUCCCUCUCCCACCUCCGCCCCCCGCACGUCCCCCCCUGUGCCUCCCCUCCCUGCCACCGCUCCGUGCGCUCGCUGGGGGACUGGGGGCUGGCGGGGGCGGCGACGGGGGGGAGCAGCUCAGCGGAUGGCGCAGGCGCGGGGAACGGCGGAGGGGGAGCGGGUGGGGCGAGCGCGUGUAACUUAUCCGCGGAAGCGAUUGAGAGGCAGCAGGAGGCGAUAGUGGGGGCGAUGCAGCAGCAGGAGGCGGAGAUGAGGCGGCUCAGGCGGCAGCUGGUGGAGGGCGCUGCUGGGGGCGGCUCUGCUGUGAACGCCACUGGGGAUAGCGCCGGUGAAGCACCGUGUGUGCGGGACUUGGCUCGCAAGAAUGGCACACUCCACUGGAACCCCAAACCACAGAGGUACCUGAUAGCCAUGUGUUCGGGCGGGCAGCUGAGCAACCGGCUGGCGUGUGUGCGGCAGAGCAUGCUGGACGCGGCGCUUAUGAACCGCACUCUCGUCUUCCCCACGCACGGCAUCGACUACGACUAUGACGCCUUGCUCGACAUGGGUGCGUUUGAGGAGUGUUUUGGGCCCAACAGAGUUGUGUCGUUUGCUGCUUAUAACGAGUCAGUCAAGGGCAGGGUGCGCGUGGGGCGGUUCAUCUGCCAUGUGCACGUCUAUCAGACGGAGGCAGCGUGUGACGACCUAAUGCAGCGCUACAGCGCCACGCUGCACAUGCAGUUCGCAAAGAAGGAGAUAGCGCGGCGCCGCACACCGGGCCCGUGGUUCAAGUACCCCGCGGGGGACUUCCUGCGCAAGUUCAACAGCGACCACCACGUCAUCGCCUUUGGCAACAUGUUCGGCGUCGGCGGCAGAGAGCUGCGCUUUCAAGGGGCCGCCCCGCUGGUGGUUUCCCCACAGUGCCGCGGGUUGCUGCAACCCAGCCCAGCUAUUCAGCAAGCAGCAGUGGGGUUCGUGAACAUGUACCUGGGCCCCAGCUACGCAGCAGUGCACCUGCGGCGGGGGGACUUCUUCCACCACUGCAUCCACGGCAACGGCCGCCUGCGCCCCACGCCCUGCUACCAGCCGCUGCACCAGGUGGCCUCGUGCCUGCACCGCCGCCUGCAGCGCCUGCCGGGAGUCAGCAUGGUGUUCCUAGCUAGCAAUGCCGAUGACACUGAGAGGAGGGUUCUCAGGGAGACGCUCACCGCGCUGGGCUCGUCCCACACACUCAUCUCGCUGCCGCACGCGCUGCAGGGCCACGCGUGGGCAGAGCCGCUGGAGAGAGCAGGCGUGGCGGGGAGCAGCGAGGUGGUGUCGUUCCUGGACAAGGCCAUCUGCGCGCUCGCCCUGCAGUUCUAUGGCACUGCUGGUUCUACUUUCUCCAGUGACAUCAUGCGCCCUUCACCCUCCUGCCCCCCCUUGUUAUUCCCCCCUCUCCUUUGCCCUUCUCCCAUGCCAUUUCCCCCUGCCCUCCCACCCUGUUAUCACCCCCUCAUCUUUGCCCUCUCACCAUGCCAUUCCCCCCUGCCCUCCGCCCCUGCCAUCGUGCCCAUCUCCAGUCUCCGUGAGUGGUGGAAGCAAGGGCUGUGCGAAACUUACAUCUGCCCGGCCAAUGAGCCUGCGGACUUUCUUCGCCUGCCCGAGCGCAGCAACGCAACUGCCCCAGCGCCAAGCCCUGGGGCAGGAGAUUCUUCCCUGCCUUCCGUUGUGUCAGCGGGAGGGGGAGCAGUGAAUGUGUCGCCAGGACAGCUGCAGGGGCAGAAGCAAGGGAAGGUGGCAGGACAGCAGGAUGGACUUAUUGCUGGUGCUGGUGCUGGUGCUGGUGCUGGUGCUGGUGCUGGUGCUGGUGCUGGUGGUGCUGGUGGUGCUGUUGCUGCUGGUGCUGCUGGUGGUGCUGUUUCUGUUAGUGGUGCUGUGGGUGAAAGUGAUGGGGGGCGGAAGGGAAAAGGCAAGAAAGAGUUGCAGGGAAAGGUGGAACAGGGCAAGGGAGGAGAGGGAAGGCGAGGAGAGGGCAAGAGUGAAGGUGGGAAGGUGGCAGGAGCUAGUGGGAAGAAACGCAAUGAUGAUGUGGCUCGGAGAGGGGACGGGGGAAGGGAAAAGAAGCUAGGAGAAAAGGCAAAAAACCAAAGCAAAGGGUGA